This is a messenger RNA of Sphaeroforma arctica JP610, 890 nucleotides long. RefSeq lists its product as hypothetical. NCBI's taxonomy places the organism in Eukaryota, Ichthyosporea, Ichthyophonida. Bases 172 to 588 code for a protein of 138 amino acids. The transcript is spliced from 3 exons. Gene Ontology annotation, molecular function: serine-type peptidase activity. Gene Ontology annotation, biological process: proteolysis. The record is from RefSeq and is a predicted model, not a curated record.
GACCGCAGAGUUGCUCCAGCACAAUGGCCAUCUGCUUACAACGAUGCCAGAAGAGCGAUACAGUACAUACGGUACCACGCAAAGGAGUUUAAUAUCGACCCCUCCCGAGUGGGCGUGCUAGGGUUUUCCGCUGGAGGUCAUCUGGCUGCUACAUUGAGUAAUCUGUAUACCAUGACAAGCACUGAAGCAGGCGAUGACAUCGAAAAGAUGUCCGCGCGUCCUGAUCUGAGCAUACUCGCCUAUCCGGUGAUCAGUGGCGGAGAGUUUACGCAUCAACAAUCGCUGCACCUCCAAAUGGGCGAGCCCAUGACUGAGGACAAGAGAAGACAGUUCUCAAUGGAGCUCCAAAUCCACAAGGACACUCCCAAGACGUUCCUAUGGCACACAGCCGAGGACCAGACCGUGCCGGUGCAGAACACGUACCUGUACGCAAUGGCGUUACAGAAAUACGGCAUUCCCCACGAAGUGCAUGUGUACCCCGAGGGACCACAUGGCCUGGGAUUGGCCAUGUUAGGCGAGAAGCGACUGCCGCAUGUUGCCACUUGGGCACAGGCGUGUGCGGCAUGGCUCGCCAAAGAGGGCUUCUAAUGGCGGUGCAGGGUUAUGUAUACGUGUACAUGUGGCUGUAUGCGGAGAUAUGCGUACCGUUCAAGCCAUGUCCGUGGCAUGGGAAGGGACUAGAAGUGUUAGUAGCGCGUAUGGUAGCCGUUGAAACGGUUUGCAGAGCCGCGUCUGCCUCCACGUGGUCGAUUUUGCUCACCAGCGAAGUCCCUCGGGUGGUGAAGAAUCGUCCAGGAUGUUGGCAUCUCUACCGUUGGCGUGCUAUAGUUUUGGCAGGCCAGUGGCAGCCUGACAGAGCGAGAAGAGCACGUAGGAAUCAGCCGAGUGUC